Paramecium primaurelia is the source of this 4035-nucleotide messenger RNA. The record is from the annotation of a GenBank genome assembly. Lineage: Eukaryota; Ciliophora; Oligohymenophorea; Peniculida; Parameciidae.
AUGACUCAAACUUAUCAGAAAUUUAAUAUAAAUUUUUCCAAAACUUACCUUUUUAAAAAUAAAUAAAUAAUGUUCAUCAUCUUAUCAUUGCUAACAUAAUUGUCAUAUGGAUGUUCUGUGUGGACUAAUGAUACAUUCUAUAUAACAGCCACUCCUGGAGAAAUAGUUGAUAUAAAACUUGAUGAGAUUUUUAGAGAUAAAAAUAUUUAAUAGUACACCAUCUCUCCUAAGUCGGAACUAUACUCAUUAUCUAAUCCAUUAAGUUUAAUAUAAUAAAGUCAAUAUAAUUAAAUAGAACCAAGAGAAUUGAUAGCUUCAAAAUUAUAUAAAAGUUCUGGAUAUCUAGAUAUAACAAAUUAAAUAACCAUUUUAAGCAAAGCACAAAAUAAAUAUUUUAUAGAAUAUAGUUCUUUAAUGUUUGAAAAUACACCAGAUAUUGAUGUUGUUUAAUAAGUAAAUGUUAAAGAAGAUUCAAUUUGUUAUGAUACUGUCUAAGUAGAUUUAUUGUAUAUUAUUGAAUGUAAUAAUGUGGAUGGUGAUUAUUUUACUAUUCUAAAUAAAGAUUAGGUUUAAUAUAUGGCUAUUAUUAAUUCUUAAAGAUAACAAAGAAAACUUGAUUAAUUAGAUAAAUUUAUCUUAAGAAAUUUAUAUUAUUCAUUAGAAUUAUAUUAAUUAUAAGAUAAUCAAUUGGUUUUAAUAAGUACUCUUAAUACAGAAUUAAUAAGAUAAUUAACUAAAGAUGAUAAAUUUGAUCUUUUAAUUGUAGAUUUUAAAUUCCAUACAAAUUAAUAAAUUACAAUUUUGAAUUAAAAAGGAUAAUUUAUAUGUCUAAAAUAUAUGAACUAAUAAAAUUAAUGGGAAUUAUAUGAAUAUUUAUAAACUUAAACAACUCUUCCUUAUGCUUAUGAUUAUUCUUGGAAAUAUUUGCAAUUAGUAAUCAUUUCAGAUAAAAUAAUAUAUCUUCGUUAGAUUUCAACUUGGACUCAAAAAGAUAACUUAAAUUUUGAUCAAAAUAACAAAGUAUAAUUGUUAUAAAAUUAUAUAAUUAUUUAGAAAUUAAAAUCAUUAUAAAUUUUAAACUUUAAUUUCAAAGAGAUAUAGAGUAUAGAUAUUCAGACUUAAGGUUUUUUAAACUCAUAUCUAGCAUUUGAUUCAUUUUUAUUUUUUGAUUAUUAAAACUUUUAUGCUUAUACAAUUAAUUAAGAAAAUCAAUAGAUAUUGAGAUUUUAAUCAAAUUAAUUAAUUAAUGAAUAUUAAUUAUUCAAAAUUUAAAAGUAAACUCCUUAUAAAUUAUGUGAAAUCAAAUGCUAUUAUAAAGUUGUUAAUAUUGCUACUAAAGAUAUUUAUUAAUAAGUUUAGGUUUCUAAUAGUUUUUUUAAAGGUGGUUUAUUAUUAGAUGAACAAUAAUCAUUAUAAUUUACUUAACCAUUUGCUGGAUAAAAUUUAAAGUUAGAAUUCACACCUAACUAAUUUAUGACAGUUUAAUUUAGUAGAAGUAAGAAAGUUGAAAUUCUCUAUGCAGGUGAUCCAAAGAAUAUUAUUUAUCGUAAAAUUAUUCCUGAAAUUGGGUAGACAAGUUUUAUCGAAUAAAAUAAUGAUUUAUAAAUAACUGGAUAUCUGUGUAAUUUAAUAGAACAAUAAUUUUAGUGUAAGACAUUUAUAUAAACACACGAUUUCAUCAAAUUAUUGGAUUCUCCUCUAUAAACAUGGUUUGCAUAAUUUUAUACAUACUUAGCAAUUGGAAAAGAUAAAAAUAUUGAUCUUUAUUGUAAUUGUAAUGAUUAAUUUCAAAUAUCUCUUCUAACAACGUUAGUUAUGGAUAGUAACAUCAAAGAAAUAAAACAUAGUUUCUCUUAUUUAUUAAUAUUGGUUGAUUAAGAAUUACUUGUGUAUUAGAUAAAUAAUAGCAAAUAAAGGUUAGUGUUUCGCCAUUUAGCUGAAAAAGUCUAUACAUCUGCAAACUUAGAUCAAGUUUGGAUUUAUUAAAAGAAAACAUUAUAUCUUUUUGAUAUUUCUGAUAAUACUAAAUUGCUUUGGUUCACAUAUCUAAAAGAUUAUGAUGAUAUUGAAGUUGGAGUAACUUAAAAUUAAUUUUUGUUAUUGGCUAAAAGAGACAAUCUAUAUCAAGGAUUUGUAUAUGACUAUCAAAAUCUCAAAUAUGCUUACAUUUCAAAAGAAUUAGAUCUAUCAGGUUACACUGAAUUGAAACUUUGUUUAUCCUGUAAUUCAAACUCUCAAUUCAUUUAUUUAGAGGCUUACAAAAAUGGAAAUCAUUUAUUACUUAUUUACAGAUUAGAUUAAAUUGCUAUUAAUUCAUUAUUCAUUUAAUUUACAAUUUUAGCAAAUAGCUAAAUCACAUCUAAUGAAUAAAAUUUAUUUAUUACUAAUUCUUAAAUGUUAUCACAAUAUAUCAUUUAGAAUUAAGAUUCAUCUUCUAUUAGUAUUGAAAUAGAUUAAAAUUAUUAACAAGUAAAGAAUUGUGAAAUUAUAAAAUUAAGUGGCAAAGUCUCCAAUUCUGAUAAAAACUAAGAAAUUAAAGAUGUUCCAAUAUCAUUAAUAAAUAGAGGAAUAAAUUUAUUUGGAAUAGUAAAUGAAUUAAAUUUUAAUUAUGAAAAAGAUGGAAAUAAUAGUCAUUGUUUUGAUUUAGGAUAAUCUUGGUAUAGUGGUUAAGCUUUUUAAAUAGAUUUAUAAUAAGGAAAUGAAGAUAUUAAAUUAUAAAAAACACUUAUUAAAUAAUAAUAAUCUAUUGAAUAUAGUUAAUCUAUUAUGGAAUAUGAUAAUAAUACUUUAAUUUAAUUAAUUUCGAAUAAAAUAAUAUUCAUAUCUAAAGAAGAUUUUUAAAUUACAGAAUAUUAAUUAGAUAAUUAAUAUUAAUUUAUUAAUAUACUUUAUAUUUAAUCAAAUCUUAUUUAUCUUUAACUUAUCUUUAAUAAAUAAUAUUUAAUUAAAUUAUUAUUAUUUCAAAAUUCAUAAAUUAUCUUAUUAAAUGGAUAAAUUACUUAUAAUUAUUAUAUCAAAAAGGCUUCUUUAAUCAAUAACUAUUUCUUUGUUUGGGUGGAUUUAAAAGUUUAAAUUUACAAUAUGAAUAAUGAACCUGAAAAUUUAUUAAACUAUGCUUUGGUUAAUGAUAUUAACAUCCCAUUAUAGGAAGGUUCUAUGGAAAUUUAAUAUAUAUAAACUAAUGAUGUUUAUUAGAUCAUUUAUUUAGAUGAAGGUUGUUUAUUAUAGAUAUUUAGUUUUCAAAUAUCACAAACCUAAAAUGCUCAUUACAAUUCAGUAAGAGAUAUAGGGGAAAUUUUAAGAGAAAAAUUACUCUAUGAUCCUUAAAAUUAGAUCUGCAGAAAUUUAUUCUUGUAAAAAAAUGAAAUUGUUGUUGUUAUUUCUGGAACUCCUUCCUAUAAAUUUAGUUUGAUUAUUUAAUGUUAACAAUAGAAUAUAUGUGAUAUUAUUGAAUUAAACUUAUUAUCUGAAUAUCAACAAUAUGGAAAAUCAUACAUAGAUAGAAAAUAUCCUAGUAGCUACUUAAAUGAAAACAUUUUGUCUAUAAUUUAUCAAACAGAUAAUGGUUAUGAUGUUUUAUUGUAUGAUCUUAAAAGUUAGAAUAAUAAAAUUGGACCAAAGUUGGCUAUUGCUCACUCUUCAUCUUUAUUUAAAUAAAGUUAAUUGAUUUCUUUUGUUUACAGUUAUAAAGAGUAAUUGCAUUUAUUGACUUCUGCAGAUAAUAUAUAGAAAUUAUAACACUAUUUAUUAAGAAGAUCUCCAUAGGUGUGUGUAGAUAAGGAGUCAGUUACAUAAGAUGUUAAAUUCUUAUUAAGAAAUUCAUAUCAAGAAAAAGAGAUUAAUAUAAAAUUGAAGAUAUCACCAAAAGUUCCACCAAGUCCACCAGAUCCAGGAUCUGAUGAAAAAAGAGGAUUUCCAUUAUGGGCAAUUUUAUUGAUUGUUGGAGGUGUUAUUUUAUUAUUUGGUAUUGGAAUCACGAUUUGGUGUUGUAAGAAAAAGAAAGAAAAAGAUGAUUUAUAUUAAUCUAUUCCAUGA